This is a messenger RNA of Polypterus senegalus (gray bichir), 7160 nucleotides long. Its product is annotated as protein Jumonji-like. Gene Ontology annotation, cellular component: nucleus. The transcript has 19 exons. The record is from RefSeq and is a predicted model, not a curated record. Gene Ontology annotation, biological process: chromatin remodeling. Bases 548 to 4294 code for a protein of 1248 amino acids. NCBI's taxonomy places the organism in Eukaryota, Metazoa, Chordata, Cladistia, Polypteriformes, Polypteridae. Gene Ontology annotation, molecular function: DNA binding; histone demethylase activity.
CGCUGUGUGCAGAUUCCCUAGUGUUGCUGGAGUGCAUUCAUCUCGUCUGCAAGCUCCAGCGAAAACGUGACUACCAGCUUUUUAUUUAUUUCGCUACCUUUUAACACGUUUCCGGAACAAAAUGUAACUUCCAAAGGCGCUCAACAGCUUUCCGACUAACCUUCUGUUGUUUUUAAAGGAGAAGCGAUAGUGAAUGGCGUCUUUUUGGCUACAAAGGGAAGAUACUGCAAAUGGUUAUACGUGCAUUCUGCCGAUGUGAUGUUUUUUUUGUUUGAUUAGUUUUUUUCUCCUGCAGUCGUGGAUUUCUAACUUGGGGAUUUACUACAAAGCGGCGGUCCGGCCCGUGUUAUUGAAAACAAAACACAAGCGAGGAAAAAGGGAAUUUAAAAGGAAAAAAUAAGGAGGGAUUUAAAAAAGGAGAGAGGGAGCGAGCGAGAGAGAGAAUACUCCUUCGGGCAAAGCCAGGAUUUCAGGAUUUCCAGCGUCUCUCCUUUUAAAGAAGAAUUCAUGUGGCCAGUCUUUUAGCAAACACGAUUCGGAUGCCAUAAUGAGCAAGGAAAGACCCAAGAGAAAUAUCAUUCAAAAGAAAUUAGAUGACAGCGAUGGGAUUCCUUGGUCAGAGGAGCGGGUUGUGCGUAAGGUCCUCUACUUGUCUCUGAAGGAGUUUAAGAAUGCGCAGAAGAGGCAACUAGGCGACGGUGUUGGAGGAGGUACCAAAAAUGCAAAUGGUUCAUUGACUAAUCUCCAGUUAAAUGGGUCAGGCCCUUCAUCAGGAAAUGAGAAAGAUGAUGCUUCACAAGGGUCCUCGCGCUUGAAUGAUGCCAGUUCGACCGACUCUGAAGAUGGACCUGUCAGAAAGCGGCCAAGACUGCAGGCUCAAAGGAAAUUUGCACAGUCUCAGCCCAAUUCACCCAGCACAACUCCCAUUAAGGUGGUGGAGCCAGUGUUGCCUACUCCAGCCUCUCAGAUUACCGACCUCUCAAAAAGAAAGCCCAAGACAGAAGAUUUCCUGACCUUUCUCUGCCUUCGAGGCUACUGUACCAGGCAUUCUGAAGGAUCUGAAGCAUUGCCCAGCAAUAUGGCAUAUUUUGGAAGUUCUCAAGAUGAUGAAGAAAUGGAGGAUGAGGAGGAAGAUGGUGAGGAUCUGAAACCCCCUGUGAACAUCUCAACAGCAUCUUGCCAUUCAACACCCAGGAAGGGCAAACUUAAUGGAAAACACACAGUCAACGGCCAUGUUUUCAAUGGUCACAGCAAAUUGUCUCAGGAAAGAGAGUCCACUCCGAAACACAAAGGCAAAGAGGCCACGCCAGGGAAGGAGCGUAAUGACAACAAGGCAGAGGGCCACCGAGAGCAGACUUCUGCCUCCACAGCUGCUAACAAUUUUGGAACCUCGGCCAAAGGUCCCUCUGUUAACAGCCAUGCUGUUAGCAGAUCAGCUCAGGAGCUCCGAAAGCAGGUUUCUAAAGUGAAUGGAUUCACCAGAGCCUCAUCCUUAGGCGCUCAUCCACCCAGUGCCAAAAAGACGAGAGACUUCCGACCUUCGCCGUCCAAAACUGUGAAGAACACAGCCUCCAUGACAAAGGGGCACGUCACUGACACCAAAGCAAAGCGAGGGCUGAGCAAGGAAACCAAACUCAACCACAGUAAAUCCACAGUGGUUCACCACAAUAACCAACAUAAUAACCACCACCAUCAUGUCAACUCAGGAAAAGCAGAAAGUAGCAAUGCAAAAACCCGCAAACAGGUGCUAUUAUCCAGUGGAGUACACAAACCAGCAAGUGGGAGCUACAUGCGUCUCAAUGGACGUCUCAGUGGGAGACUGUGUGUGAAGGAAGAUGGGAGGUGGGGGCGUGAAGGUUUGCGCAACUCCAAGAGGCGGCUGGAAGCUACAAGCCUUGGCCGGACAAGGUUUCAGCCUAAUACCAAGAAGGCUAGACUAAACGUGUGCUCACCUGAAACACGCAGCAAAAAAGCCCGUCGAGAAAAAACUGUAUUAAAUGGCCAACUAAAAACCCAGCAAGUUACCAAGCAAAACUCUGAGAGGCCGAAAAGAGGCUUGGCAACAAGACAGACUGCAGCCAAACAAGCACACCACAAAGCCGAGAGCAUACAGAGUGAGAACCAUUCUACCUCAGCAAGAGAAUCGUCGUCCUCACCGCACAAGCCAUCUGAGCCCAAAGCGGAAAAGGAGAAGGGAAGCAAUGCCAAGUCAGGUUGGUCUAAGAUAACCGAGGUGCCCGUCUACAGACCGAAUCACAAGGAGUUCCAGGACCCUCUGACUUACGUUGAGUCAAUUCAAGAGCAGGCAGAACCCUAUGGCCUAUGCAGGGUGAUUCCACCAUCUGACUGGCGGCCUGAAUGCAAACUCAGUGAUGAGAUGCGCUUUGUCACCCAAGUGCAACAUAUACAUAAACUGGGCAGACGCUGGGGGCCCAAUGUGCAACGAUUAGCAUGCAUUAAAAAGCACCUCAAAUCUCAGGGCAUUACAAUGGAAGAACCUCCCUUAAUAGGAGGCUGCGAGCUGGAUCUUGCCCGGUUUUUCCAGCUUAUUAAUGAAAUGGGUGGUAUGCAGCAAGUGACAGACCUCAAAAAAUGGAACAAGCUGGCAGACAUGCUGCGCAUCCCAAAGUCUGCCCAGGACCGACUGGCCAAACUCCAGGAGGCUUACUGUCAGUAUUUGCUGUCCUAUGAUUCUCUGUCACCAGAAGAUCGCUCUCGGCUGGAGAAGGAAGUUUUGGCAGAAAAAGAGAAUCUGGAGAAAAAGAGGGGCCCCCUGGAGGGACAUUCAGAGAACACACACAAGUCACAAUCGCUGCCCAGGUUUGAACCCAAAAAUGGAUUAAUCAAUGGUGUGGUGCACAAGAAUGGCUUCCGCAAUAAACUGAAAGAGCUAGACACUCAGUUGAAAACAGGUCGCCGGCGUCUGUUUGCUCAGGAAAAGAAGGAAAAUGAAGACGAGAGUGGAGUUCUUUGUGACCAGCACAAAUGUAUAUAUAAGGGAAGGUCUGUGUCGUUAACCACGUUCUACAGGACGGCUAGAAAUACUAUGAACAUGUGCUUUAAUAAGGAGCCCGAGGCAGCUGAAGUUGAGCAAGAGUACUGGAGGAUAGUGGAACAUAAAGAUUGCCAUGUGGCUGUACAUUAUGGCAAAGUGGAUACGACAACACAUGGAAGCGGUUUCCCUGUGGGAAAGUCAGAGCCAUUUUCAAAGCAUGGAUGGAACCUUACUGUCCUUCCUAAUAAUACAGGAUCCAUCCUGCGACACCUUGGUGCUGUGCCUGGAGUGACCAUUCCCUGGCUAAACAUUGGUAUGGUCUUUUCUACCUCAUGCUGGUCUCGAGACCAAAAUCGCCUUCCAUACAUUGAUUACUUACACACUGGUGCUGACUGCAUUUGGUAUAGCAUUCCUGCUAAGGAGAAGAACAAACUUGACAAAGUCGUGCAUACUUUGCUGCAAGCCAAUGGAACUCCAGGACUGGAAAUGCUUGAAAGCAACAUCAUGAUCUCUCCAGAGGUGCUUUCUCGAGAAGGGAUCCAGGUGCAUCGUACUGUCCAGAAGAGCGGCCAGUUCAUUGUCUGUUUUCCAGGAACAUUUGUGUCCAAGUUAUGCUGUGGUUACAGUGUUUCUGAAACUGUGCACUUUGCUACCAUCCAGUGGAUGAGCCUAGGAUACGAGGCUGCUAAGGACCUAAAGUGUCGGCGUGUAGCUAAACCAUUUUCGAUGGAGAAACUUUUGUAUCAGACUGCAAUGGUGGAAUGCAAGCGGGAGAAUGAACAAACUUUGAGUACAAUCGCUUCACUUCUUAAAGAUCUCAGGGAAAUUGAAUUAAAACAACGGCAGGAGCUGUACAAGGCAGGGCUGCAUUCCUCGGCUCGCUAUGGGAGCAACGACAACAAUCAGACGGUGGAUGGAAAGAAGAAGUCUCGGAAGUGGCUGGCGAUGGAGACAUCGGAGAGACGCUGCCAGAUGUGCCAACACCUAUGCUAUCUUUCUAUGGUGGUUCAAGAAAAUGACAAUGUGGUCUUCUGCUUGGAGUGCGCCCUUCAGCAAGUUGAAAAACACAAGUCCUGUCGAGGGCUGAAAUUGAUGUAUCGCUACGACGAGGAGCAAAUCAACAGCUUGGUGGAGCAGAUCUGCGGCAAAGCCAGAGGAAAAAACGGCGAGAACGGCCGGUCGAGCAACCUCAGCAAGAUGUCGUUGAAGCGCGGACCCCGGAAGCGAGCGACCCUCGAUGUUCCGGUCUCCAGAUUGUCUUCUUCAAACGUGUCCAGAAGUGUUUCCUGUUCCACAUGAAGAUGCCAUCUGUUUUUUCCCCCCCUUUUCUUUUUGGAUGUGUAUCAUAGUUUGGAGAGCUUGGUCUAGAACACCAGCUGUCUUUGCACUAGCUCUAAAGAGUAUUUUGUUCUGUUUUUAGAGAAGUAUUUUGAUUUAGCAUUAAAAUUUUGAAUUGGAUUUUUUAAGGACGAUUUAUAUAUGCAUACAUAUAUUAAUAUUCUAUACAUACUGCAGUUGAAAUGAGACUGUGGACUGCAGUCGUGUCACUGAUUCGCGAGCAGCUCGGAGGGCUGGCCGGAUACGUCGCUUGGUUUGCUUUGGGUUUUUUUUUUUUUUUUUUUCCCCGGUUAUCAUUUUAUCUGUCGGCCCCUUUGACUGCACAAGCCUUUAGUUUAGAAUUUUUGUAACUGUGAAAGAGGGGGGCUGUUUUUAAAAACCCUUGUUUUUCAAUAUGUUGAAGUUGAGUGGGUUUGUGUUCUUUUUAAAGGGGGGGUGCAACUUUUCAUAAUCGCGUUUGGUGACGCCAGCAGCUUUUAUUAUUUUUUUUUUGGGAAUGCGAUACAGAAGGAAAAAACUUGAAAGUGACUGCUUGGCCUGGUUGGUGAUUUCUAUUCCUUUCAAAUAAUUACAAUGUUCUCUGUUCUUUAAUAUGAUUUGGGACUUUGGGGGCAGAUGAUCAUAGGGUGGUCCGGAGAAAUCCAUGGCAGCUUACAAUAGACGUGGUUUACAAGACAGAUGCUAAUGGACGGUACAUUCCAUCACUGUGCAUCUGGGGACUUGGGCUUUCUUCUUUUGGGGUUUUUGUUUGUUUUGUUCCCCCCCAUUUUUUUUUUUUUUUUGUGGGGAUAUUUUGUGCGAGUGAAUUGAAUUUUUUUUUAAAAUUGUUUUCCUCUGUUCAAGUCAGAUGGAGGCUGCCUGCCUAUUUAAAGGAGGUUGCCUGCCUAUUUUAAGAGUCUUUACAUUUGAAAACUGUGCCUGAUUUUAGUAGGAAAUUCAUACUGUUAUUUUGGUGCUUUUGGUUAUUUUAUCAACAACAACAACAAAAAAAAAAAAAAGAAAGACAGAUAGAAGCUAGCGCUGAGCCGGCGUUGGAACUCUUCACACAGACUGUAGCCGGCGGCCAGCACUGCUUUGUUCUAGAUGUGCAAUCGUAUUAACAUUCCAUUCUCCGGGUUUUUUUUUUUUUUUUUGUUGUUUAUUUUUUUUUUUCUUCUUCACAGUAAGCAUUAACUUCUGUAUGUAAUUAAUAUUUUUAUGGUGUGAGAAGGGUGACUGGCCUCACGUUGUAUUUGAAGCCAGAAGAAGAGCGGGAUGUGGAAACCCUUCAUGCGCUCAUGUUUUGGUUUUGUGUGCUCAGUUUCCCCAUUUUUAUAUAUAUAUAUAUAUAUAUUUAUAUAUAUAUAUAUAUAUAUAUAUAUAUAUAUAUAUAUAAUACACACACACACUCACACACACAAUAUCAUAAAAACACUUUUUGUACAUAGGCCUGUAAAUUUCUUUAAAUACUUGAGCCUCUCUUUUGGACGGGAUGGGACGGGACGGGGCCGGUGGUGCUGGUCUAGAGACCCGAUGAAGAACAGCCUUACGUUUCCGUUUCUUCAUCAAUAUUAAGUUUCAAUGCUUACAGGGUUUUUCUUGUAACAUUUAUAAAGAAGUGCUGCUUACAUCACUGAUUAAAUAUGGAGUAGCUGGUGCCCUUUAUUUUUUUAUUUUUUUUCAAUGGAAGGGAAAAAAAGAAAAACGACCCAACACGACCCCCCAAGAGAGGUUUUAUGUUUUCAUUGCUGAAAAUUGAACAAUGGAGUAGCUACCCAUGUUGCACUGAACUUGCCAGUGGUGACUGUCAAGAAAUCCUCUACUUCAGUUUGCCGUUGUGGUGGUCCUUGAACAGAACUGUCGUAGGAUUAUUUAACGAGAACCUUAGCUGAACCAAGCGUUUUCAGAAAUGUGGUUGUCAAGUUUUUAUGGCCUUAUAGUGGAUAUUUUUUUUUCUUUUCUUGGUCCUUUCUAGGAUUGUUUAAUGAUAUAAAAAACAAAAAACACAAAAAAAAACAUUUUUUUUUUUAUUUCUUUCCAGUCAUAAUGUUUAAUUUAUUAGAUCUGCUCUCCAACCUUUCCUCUCAAAUGGGAAGGACCCGUUGUUGUUUUUUUUUGUUUCUUAAGCAGGUUUUGUGUUUUUUUUUUUUUCUUCAUUUUGUACGUUUUAAGGUUCAAUAAAAACUUCCGGACAAUUCACUGUCACUUCUUUACAACCCCCUUAUUUUUAUGUUUUCGGAAAAAGUCCAGUUUGUGCCGUGAUGUCCGUGCUGUGAGCAGAGAACUGGAGCAGAGGGUGAGGUAGACGGCGGUCUUACUGGAGACGAGCGAAGGCGUGGAGGACGCUGGGGUGGAAUUUGAAGACCGCCAUCCUGGGGGAAAACCCACCUCGGCUCAUUUCUUUUCACUUUUCCUACCUGUUUAAUUUUUUUUUUUUUGUAUUUAUUUAUUUUUUUCAAUUUGUUAAAUAUCUCAUCACUUUAAUAUUGCAAUUAAUUUAAAAUGGAAAAAGAAAAAAAAUCACACAAGCACACUUUAGAUGAAUUUUAUGUAUUUUUUGAUACUAUGAACUAUAUUUGUAUAGUUUUUUUUUCUUGAUCUUUCAACAUUUGAAAAAAAAAAAAAAAUUCAGGAACUGUAAAUUGAUCUUUUUAAAGUGCAGAAUGAAGUGCGUUUGGUUUUAAUAAGAAGAGAAAUGGAGUUUUGUUCUUUUUUUUGUUUUUUUUGUUAAACUUACUGCAGUAUCACAAAUGUGAGAAUGAUCCAAAAUGGAUGAUCAGUCCUGGAGCGCCACUGUAAACCAGUACACUUAUUAUGAUGUAUUUAAUUAAACCUUUACAAAAUGUCA